Gymnodraco acuticeps is the source of this 1324-nucleotide messenger RNA. RefSeq names its product cytokine-like protein 1. The coding region runs from base 1 to 402 and encodes 133 amino acids. The record is from RefSeq and is a predicted model, not a curated record. Lineage: Eukaryota; Metazoa; Chordata; Actinopteri; Perciformes; Bathydraconidae. The transcript is spliced from 5 exons. Gene Ontology annotation, biological process: positive regulation of transcription by RNA polymerase II.
AUGGCGAUCUUUAAACACUUGUUUCUUGUUUUGUCUCUUGUGCCUCUGGUACUGAGCUACCCUUUCUUCCCCCCCACAUGCGACAGCAAGGUGCUGAGCAUGGCGCGAGAUCUCACCCAGAUGGCUGCAGAUCUGAAGAGGGGCCAUGAAACUAGUUACUGCAUGGCACACAUGCCAGAUCUCUACCUUGAUGUCCAUAAUGCCUGUGUGAUGCACAAAAUGAGGACCUACAUCUCCCUGGUGGAAGGCCUGCGAGACCGCCGCUGCGCUUACACCAGAGAAGUGAUGAAGCUGGGGUACACUCUCAGACAGCUCUUCAUCUUCAUGUCGGAGAAAUGUCGCGGGGACUUGGUGUUCACAAUCUAUGACUGUGCUGUGCUGGAGCGCUACCCUGGAUACUGAGAUAUCAAUAUUACUGUCUGACAGCUAUACAGUCCUUCCUUAAGCAUGGGCAAUAACUAAAAUACGCAAGACUAAAUCUAUGGUAACUACUGUGGAAUCAGACUGAGGAAACACAUAAUAAACUUUAUGGAAAUGCCUUCUAUUCUGAUAUAAGUAUAUGAUAUCAUAUUGUACAAAAGCUUGUUAGUUGCAUUCAAUACAGACUGCAAUAUUGUCCAGUCUUUCCUUUUUUUAAGAGGUGAAAGAGGUCUACUUCAAGAUCUCUGCUCUUCAUCAUCCACUGGUCAAGAAUGUUUUUGGCACAAGAGCAGAGUAGUAUAGAAAAACAUAAGCAUAUAAUUGAAAGCAUCAAAAACAAACAAAACAAAAUACCCUAUUGUCUUACAUCUAACAAUAAAAUGCACAUUUGAUUUUUUCUAAUAACUUAAAUAUGAAAUACAUUAUGUGAAUCCAAGGGGUGCUAGAGGAAGAUAAAGUGCAUCAAGUUAACACGCUGGAGCUUCAUUCACUUUUUGUAGUCAUAGGAACUGUACAAAGUACAAACACAAUUGCAAGUAAUGAGAGUGAAGGGAUAAGUAACCUCUGUGGGCCGGUGUGGACUUGCAUGAGCUUGUCUCUUUACUGCAGGCUCUAGGGAUUUACAGAAUGAAAUCUCUCUUUCACUUUGUAUCAAGAGUGCAAAGUGACAUUAAGAGAACGUUUAACAAAGUGAUUCAUUUUGCAUUACAUUGGAAAUAAGACAAAUUUGCCUAAUAUAUGAUGGAUAAUGGGAAAGAAAACUGCAACAAUACAUGCAAAAUCCUGUUUUCCAACCCAUUUAAACCGCUCACUUCAACCAAUCUUCAUGUCCAUAAUUGGCUAAUCUUUUCAUAUAAUAGAACUCAGAGAGAGAAUUACUCAUGCAAAUUAGGUGGUAAAUGAA